Messenger RNA from Labrus bergylta (ballan wrasse), 410 nucleotides. Lineage: Eukaryota; Metazoa; Chordata; Actinopteri; Labriformes; Labridae. The record is from RefSeq and is a predicted model, not a curated record.
UGUGUGUGUGUGUGUGUGUGUGUGUGGAGCCACACUACGAACUCCGUUCUCUAAUCUCACGGAUCGGUUUAACUGUUAGUCCGUUUACUGUUCAUUAGCCAGGAUCUCUUUAGUCCGGCAGCAUGUCGUCCAGCACGCAGCAGGCGAACCCGAAGCCGAACCCGGAGCCGAACAAGGAGCCGAACAAGGAGCCGAACAAGGAGCCCAACAAGGAGCCCAGCACGCAGCCUAAAGAGGAGGUGAAGGAGGAGCAGGAGCCGAAAGAGGAGAAAAAGGAGGAGAGGAAUGAAGAAAGAAAAGAGGACGCAAAGGACGGAAAGAAGGAAUCCUGGAAGGAUUCAAUCUACAACCCGAGGACCGGAGAGUUCAUGGGCCGGACCGCCAAGAGCUGGGGUAAGAAAGAUCUGCAA